CCCCGCUCUGGGUUUUUGGGUGCCCUGGCCGGGCCCUGCCCCGCUGCUCCCUCAGCCGCUCGCAGCGGCGCUUUCCCGCCGGGCCGAGCCCUUCAGGGCCGGGAGGCCGCGCUCCCUCCUCGGCGGCGCCGGUGCGGGGCCGCGGGAGCGGCUGCCUCCCCGGCCGGAAGAGGAAGGCGGCCGGGGAGCUGCGGAGGGCCGGGGAGGAGCCGCCGCCGCCCGCCUGCAGCAUCCCCAAGGGAGGGCGCUUGGCAGGCGGAGGGGACCCGCCCGCGCACCCUGCGGGCCCGGCCCCCCUGAGGAGCGAAGCAGAGCACCUGGGAACAUGGCCCUGCAAGAGAGAGAAAUUAGCAGCAGCUCCAUCAACGACAAGCAAGAACAGAACAGUAAUCGUGUUAUUACAAUUGUCUUCCUGGCACUCUUCAUCGACUUGUUGGGAUUUGCUCUCAUCUUGCCACUGUUUCCCUCCAUCCUCGAUUAUUACAGCCAGACGGGGGAUGGAUUCUAUUUGUCAUUGCAACGUGGUGUGGAUUGGUUUGCAGUGAUGGUUGGGAUGCCUCCAGAGCGGAAAUACAACAGUGUCUUGUUUGGAGGUCUGAUUGGCUCAAUCUUUUCCAUCCUACAGUUUUUCUCCUCUCCCAUCACUGGUGCUGUAUCGGACUCCUUGGGCAGAAGACCUGUCAUCUUGAUGACAGUGAUGGGUUUGAUAACAUCGUACACACUAUGGGCUGCUUCUAGGACUUUUGGCAUUUUUCUUCUCUCCAGGAUCGUUGGGGGAAUAAGCAAAGGGAACGUCAGCCUCUGCACAGCUAUAAUUGCUGACUUGCACUCCCCAAAAGCACGCAGCAAGGGCAUGGCAAUGAUUGGCAUUGCCUUCUCCCUCGGUUUUACCCUGGGUCCCAUGAUCGGAGCUUACCUAGCCAUGGAGACAGAGAAAGGAGAAGUCUUCUACCUUCGGUCAGCGUUGUUGGCGCUCACGUUUGCUGUGGCUGAUUUCAUUUUCAUCUUCUUCCUACUUCCGGAGACACUUCCAAAAGGAAAACGGGUCUCUUCCAUGACAUCUGGAUUUCAGGCAGCAGUUGACUUGCUCAGUCCUUUGGCUUUAUUUCAGUUCUCUGCAGUCACCCGAGGAAAAGAAUCCCCUUCGGAGGAGAAUCUUCAGAAUCUCAAAACUUUAGGCCUGGCUUAUUUCCUGUACCUCUUCCUGUUUUCUGGCUUGGAGUAUACACUGAGUUUUCUCACCCACCAGAGAUUCCAGUUCACCAGCAUGCAGCAGGGCAAGAUGUUUUUCUUUAUUGGAAUAACAAUGGCUGUGAUCCAGGGAGGCUAUGCUCGCCGAAUCAAGCCAGGAAAUGAAAUCAGAGCUGUAAAAAGGGCUAUUACGUUGCUGAUUCCAGCUUUCUUGCUAAUUGGGUGGGCUGCAGAUGUGACGGUGCUGAGUGCUGGACUCCUGCUGUACUCCUUCGCUGCGGCCAUUGUAAUCCCGUGUUUGUCAGCAGUGGUGUCAGGCUACGGCUCCGCCAGCCAGAAGGGACGAGUCAUGGGGAUCCUGCGCAGCCUGGGCGCCCUCGCCAGAGCCCUGGGACCCAUCCUGUCAGCUACGGUUUACUGGCUGGCAGGAGCAGAACUUUGCUUCACUGUCUGCGCAGCUUUCUUCCUCAUCCCCUUCAUUUUACUUGGUUCUGUAAAACAGCAGACAAAGAAGGAGUAGGAGAUAGAUAACCAUCCAUAACCACCAGCUUGUAAGGACCUCUGCAAGACCUGACGGCUGGCACCUGACACUGCUCAGCAAAUGGGAAGAGGAGGAUUUUCAUCAUCUGGAAGGGGAUAUGUGAUGACCACUUGCAGCAAGAACAGACUCUGGGUUUCUCAUGGCCCUCCACAAGCAGUUAUGUUUAAGACUGUCCCCCAGCCAGUGUGACUUGUUUUGCAAAUAGAAAACGAUAAAAAAAGCAACCAAAAAGACAAAACUAACCAACCAAGCAAAAAAAACAAAAACAACCCACAACCAAGCAAAAAAAAAAAAAACAAAAACAAACCACACACACAAACCCCAACCAACCAACCAAACCCCACACGACCAAAACAGUUGAGUAAAGCAUUAAGCUCCUCGGAGCAGCGGAGACGGGUGUGACAGGACCCAGCGCAGCACAAUCCCCGCUGACCGUCCCCGGCUGCUGAACGGAGCACACGCAGAGCGUUUCUCUGCUCCCGAUCCACCCGCAGCAGGACCCGGCUGCCCUGCGGUGCCGCACACAGGCGGUUCUAACGGGGACUUCCUGCACAAUUGUCACACCAUCUGCACAAACGCUCAGCGGCCCUGGGAACAGCUGUACCCACUGCCUUAAAACGUGAUGACCAAAAGCGAGAAGCAUCCUACAGCUUUCCUGAGCCCCGCUGGCACUCUGGCGCAGGAGGACUGUUUUUAAUACACAAAUUUUGAGAGCUGUAUUUCUAAUACUGUGUGAUGUUUCUCGAUGACCAAGCACUGUUCUUUUUGGAUCACAAAUAAACUGUUACAUUGUA
Columba livia (rock pigeon) is the source of this 2526-nucleotide messenger RNA. RefSeq names its product major facilitator superfamily domain containing 10 (gene SLC75A1). Gene Ontology annotation, cellular component: brush border membrane. The coding region runs from base 326 to 1711 and encodes 461 amino acids. Gene Ontology annotation, molecular function: transmembrane transporter activity. Gene Ontology annotation, biological process: transmembrane transport. The record is from RefSeq and is a predicted model, not a curated record. Lineage: Eukaryota; Metazoa; Chordata; Aves; Columbiformes; Columbidae. The transcript is spliced from 13 exons.